Molecule: messenger RNA, 1041 nt
Organism: Thermothelomyces thermophilus ATCC 42464
Lineage: Eukaryota; Fungi; Ascomycota; Sordariomycetes; Sordariales; Chaetomiaceae
Exons: 4
Coding region: 180-740 (186 amino acids)
Molecular function (GO): RNA binding
Source: RefSeq, a predicted model, not a curated record
GUGAAAGCUCGGACAGUCAACACGCAUUCGCCAAACUUCGCAGUUUGCAACCGAAGACAUCAUCGUUGUCUUCUUGUGAACUUGCAGCGUUCAGACGACGGCCGCUCGUUAGGUGUCUUAUUUGAAACGCAUACUCUGUUGCCCGCGAGGUCGCCUACGGACCGCGAACUGAAGCCAAAAUGAGCUCACCCAAGGACGAGGGAAAGCCGCACGACGAAACUCGUGACAAUGUCGAUGGCGAGAACGAGGAGAAGCGCGUGGCGGAAAUGGAGGCCGAGGCAGCGAAGCUGAGGGAGAUGCAGGCGUCGCUCGACCAGGCUCGUCAGGACCUGACCGAAGACAAGGAGGAUGUCGACAACCGGAGCAUAUUCGUUGGCAAUGUUGACUACUCCACGUCCCCAGAGGAGCUUCAAGCGCACUUCCAGAGUUGCGGAUCCAUCAACCGCGUCACCAUCCUUCUGGACAAGUUUACCGGCCAGCCCAAGGGAUACGCAUACGUAGAAUUUAGCGAACCUCAGCUCGUCGCGCAAGCUCUCGUCCUUAACGAUUCCGUUUUCAAGGGACGCAACAUCAAGGUGGAACCGAAGCGAACGAACAUUCCGGGCAUGUCGCGCGGACGCGGUAGGGGUGGGUUCCGGGGCGGCGGCCGUGGUUUCUACGGAGGGAGAGGCGGCUACUACCCUAGAGGAGGAUACCGUGGAGGCUAUAGGGGGCGUGGUCGCGGGUUUGCACCGUAUUAACCCGGGAACGUAUCCAGGCGUGCAAGGGCUGGGUGGGGUUCUACUUGAUUCCAUGACGGCAAGAGCCUCCCGGGCUGAAUGAGAAGGAACCGGGCAAGGUGGCACUUUUCUCUUUUUACUACGGGUAUUAUCAUUUCCUUUCUCCUCUCUCUUUCUUUUUUUCCUGCUUCGGCAAGGCGUCAUGGAAUUGGGCAAAGGAACGGAAGGUCAAACUCAACACGUCGCUCGAGUCUUCAUAACCUGGCAGAGUCUGGAAAUUCCUCUCGGUACCCACGCGAAAGAGACAACCUAGGUACCAGAG